This is a messenger RNA of Rattus norvegicus (Norway rat), 2813 nucleotides long. RefSeq names its product similar to human chromosome 3 open reading frame 80 (gene C2h3orf80). The coding region runs from base 365 to 1108 and encodes 247 amino acids. NCBI's taxonomy places the organism in Eukaryota, Metazoa, Chordata, Mammalia, Rodentia, Muridae. The transcript has a single exon. The record is from RefSeq and is marked inferred.
AGGUGCCGGAAGAAGAGCGUGGCCGGCGACGGCCGAGAUGCCCAGAGAGACCCAGCGCCAGCCUGCUCUGUUCAUCCCGGCGGCUCCGCACGCUUCUCCCGGGACCCUGGCACCCGGGCGGCCCUCGGACUCCAGGUCACAGGUUCCCGAGGCGGCGACAGCGGUGAGCAGCAGCCGCCUCCCGCAGCCUCGGCGCGUCCCGGGCUCCUCCUCCCUCUCCAGCGUGGCCAAGUGAGCACCGCUCGGGCCGCAGGUAGCCGAGGCGCGGGAGGCGGCGCGCGCGGGACCCAUCGGCAGCAGCGCCCGGGCCAGACGGAGCUCCGAGCCUUGCGGUCCCGGACCCCGGCGGAGAUCCGCGCUGGCCAUGUGGGGUCCCGGGGUCACCACCGAGGGCCUGUCGGUGGCUCCAGCGCCGCCGCCGCUGCUGCCUCUGCUGCUGCUGCUGGCGCUGGCGUUGGUGGCGCCCUCCCGGGGCGGCGGGGGCUGCGCGGAGCUGGCGUGCGGCGAGCGGGAGCGCUGCUGCGACUCGGCCAACGCCACGGCCGUGCGCUGCUGCAAGCUGCCGCUCCACGCCUUCCUAGACAACGUGGGCUGGUUCGUCCGCAAGCUCUCUGGGCUGCUCAUCCUGCUGGUGCUCUUCGCCAUCGGCUACUUCCUGCAGCGCAUCAUCUGCCCCAGCCCACGCAGGUACCCGCGUGGCCAGGCGCGACCUGGCCAGGCGCGACCGGGGCCUCCCGGGGGUGCCGGACCGCCGGGGACAGCGGGGCCACCCGACGACGACGACGACUCGCCCGCUCUGCUGCGCGAUGAGGUGGCGGCGGGCUCGCAGGACUCACUGCUGGACAGUGGCGGUGGUCGGGGCCGAGGAGGUGGCGGACGCCUGCCCCCAUCCAGCGUUUCGGAGCACGAACUGCGGGUGGUGUCACCGGUCUUUCUCCAGCUGCCCAGCUACGAGGAGGUCAAGUACCUUCCCACCUAUGAGGAAUCCAUGCGGCUGCAGCAGCUCAACCCGGCGGAGGUCGUGUUGCCGGUGUCGGUGCUCGGCCGCCCGCGAGGCGGCAGUGCCGGGGACCCCGACGGCGGCCAGGGCCGUUUCCCGCUCAUCUGAGUGCAGGGAGCCUCACGGGGAUCGCCGGGACCGUACAAGAUUGGGGGCUGUGGGUGGCACUCAACUGCAGGUGUGUUGGCAGCCGUCACUGACUGCCUCUGAUCACACCUAGCAUCCCCGCACAACCUGUAGCCUGGCGCCUAAGUCGGGGUCAGCCCCCUCCCUCUCGCUUCCCGGGGAAUCUGUGGUUUUCUAUGUUUCUUUGGGCUCAAGGCUAGGCAGCUCGGCGAGGCAAUGGCUUUGGAUUAGCCCCCCCAGCUCUUCUUGGACGGUCGUCCCCGCCCUCUGCCAUGCCUCCCCUUGUGUUCACUGUAAGUGCCUGCUUCUCCAAUCCAAAAGAACACGGAAACCAUUUGGUGUGUCUAGAGACCCGCGGCUUGCUUUAAGGUUAAAAGGGAAGGAGCACAGGUUCAUUCCUUGCUCUCCUGCUCGGACAGGUCACAGUCUCCCAGGACAUAAUAGUCAGGAGCCUUUGGCUCUGGACCUCGACCAGUGACUGCUACAUGCAGGUCUGUGGAAGCAGUACUUGGCUGUGAGGGGAUCCCUUGAGAAGGACCCAGAAAACCCUUUGGCGUCUUCCUGGCCGAGCAAAUAGUUACAGCUGAUGGCUCACAGUUUUGUUGGGGAAGGGAUACCAUGAUGGAUGGUUUAGCGGCUGCAUCUGUUCAAGAUGUGGCAACUUAUUAAUCCAGACCGUAUUUGCAAUAUGGUACCGACGGGCUUUGAUUUUUCAGUUUGUAGACUGUUUGUUUUGUCUUGUAUUUUUCUAUUUUAUCAUGCAUUAGACAAUUCAACAAAUUGACAAGAUAAUCAGUUUUGUUUUAGGCCAGUCAUCGUCAAGAAAUCGCCCGCGUGUUUGAUACAGUGUUGCACAUCAUUUCAUUAAAGGGGGGAGGGCAGCGUCAAGCAGGAAAUGUGACAUAAAAACAUGAAGGAUAUCUUAUUUUCACUAUUUGAGAGUAUAUUUUAUUUUUAGUACUGAAGCAUAAUACAUAACUUUUUAUAAUCACUGUGUGCGUUGUGUAGCCCGGCUCUGAUGUGUAUCGUGGAAGGAUCAUGAGUAUACACACGCCACACGGUGGAGCAAGAUGGCUUGCCUGUACUUCCUUCUCUGUUUUUCAUCGGAGAUACAUUCUGCAAAUCCAUUCUAAACGUAAAAACGGACUUGUAACUUUUGUUCAAACCUGAAGAUUUGCAGUAAUGUGCAAAGAUGGGUUCACCCAACCUGUUUAUUAUAACUAAGCAGUAUCAUUUACUCCAUCUACCAUUCUGGGACAUUCCCUUUAAGCAAAGGGCAAUAGGACAUGUCUGUGUAAUGUAUCGUCCGUGAACACUAUAUACAUCGUGUGCCAUAUAGCUGUGGUAGCUAACUGCUAACAUGAAAGGAAAGGGUGGCAAGGAAUAUAGCUAGCUUCCCUGGAGAAGUGUGAAUAGUACCAGUUGUCCAGAGAGAUUUUCCACAUGGGUCUAUGACUGAAGAAGAUGGGCAGGCCUAAGAAAUCUUCAAUUAUCUGAUUUGUAUUUUUAAAAACAAUUCGGUUACUUUUAACUUUUAGAGGGUGAUUGAAAAGGUCCGAUGUCCUGGGAACUUCUUUACUGUAUGAGUUAAAAUAAAAGAAUUGUUUGCUUUAAACAUCUCAAAGCUAAUGACCCUGUCAUUAAAGAAAAUCAUCCAAAGUGUAUUAAAACAGAAAAACACCGAACU